Macroventuria anomochaeta is the source of this 531-nucleotide messenger RNA. Its product is annotated as cytochrome P450. The record is from RefSeq and is a predicted model, not a curated record. Gene Ontology annotation, molecular function: iron ion binding; heme binding; oxidoreductase activity, acting on paired donors, with incorporation or reduction of molecular oxygen. Lineage: Eukaryota; Fungi; Ascomycota; Dothideomycetes; Pleosporales; Didymellaceae. Bases 1 to 531 code for a protein of 176 amino acids. The transcript has 5 exons.
AUGGAUUUGUUGCAGAGUCGAUUAGCCACUCUUUCAGACCGCGAAGACUUCCUCACUAAGAUGAUCAAAGCACGCGAAAGAGGGAUCCAUCUCAGACUCUCAGAUUGCCGCUCACUCUUCCGAUUUUAUUUUACUCGAUACGAGGAUAUCGAUGCAGCCACCGCGGUUCCUCUCAAGUACCUCAAGCCUGUUGCACAAGAGGCCAUGCGCGUGUACCCUCCUCUUCCUUUUGCGCUUCCUCACGUUGUUCCUCAGGGUGGAUGCAGCCAUUUUCUUAUGUCUGGAACCGUUGUUUCGACAAGCACUUUCGCGGCAAGCAUGUCGACGGCCAACUUCAGUGAGCCCUGGGAAUUUAAGCCGGAGAGAUGGAUUGGUGAGAACCUUACCAAUGAUCUCGACGCAAGCCAGCCGUUUUCAUACGGAACACGGUCCUGCAUGGGACGAAGUCUUGGCUGGAUGGAGCUUCAUACCAUCAUGGCGAAGAUCAUUUACCGGAAUGACAUGGAGCCAGUUGAUGACAAUGUUGACUAG